Molecule: messenger RNA, 4300 nt
Organism: Etheostoma spectabile (orangethroat darter)
Lineage: Eukaryota; Metazoa; Chordata; Actinopteri; Perciformes; Percidae
Gene: inpp5l
Product: inositol polyphosphate-5-phosphatase L
Biological process (GO): phosphatidylinositol dephosphorylation
Molecular function (GO): inositol-polyphosphate 5-phosphatase activity
Source: RefSeq, a predicted model, not a curated record
AGUUAAUACGAUGGUUUAUCUUUAGAGGAAGUUACUACCAUUGAUAUAAAACAGUAGAUUUGACAUAAUUCCAUUAAGUGUUGGCAUAACAGUCCAUCUAUUGGUCUUUAUCCUUGGUUAUUACACUCUCAGCGGCGAUAUUUAAACUUAAGGAAGGGUAAACGGGCGGAGGCGGAGCCCCGGAGUUCGCAACCCAGCGCCGCCUGACGGGCUCCUCGGUCCGGGUUCCUGAGCGUUAGUCAGGGCGGGCAACAGGCAGCAGGUGCUGCUUUAAGUCCGCUAAGAAGCCACUAGUCCAAUUAACCCAGAGAGAGGAGGUGGAAACCCACGCAUGUAGGCUGUUAAACUAACUAACUCGACGAUGGAUGUGGCUUAUGAAGAUGACGACCGGACACGACAGCCCGCCAUAACGACCACAACAGGUUGAACCAGAAGCGACGCGGCGCGUCGCCAGCGAGAUGCUGGUGUAGUUGAACGGUAGCUGCUUGUUGUAGUAGUAGUCGCGAUUUUGAGCUCGCACAUUUAAGCCCUUUAUAAGCUGCUGGAGAGUAUCUGGUGCAGGCCUGUCUGCCUGUCUGUCUGGCUGUCUGGCUGCCUGUCUGUCAUUCGGCCACAGUUUCCUUGUGAAGGUGGAGAAGGUAACAUGGAAACCUACACUGAUGUGCUGCUUGUCACCGCGAACGUCGGCUCGCUCUUUGACAAUGUGGGUGAAAUUCAAAAUGAAUGGCUACAAGAAUUGUAUCAGACUAUCCGCAGCCACAGGCCGAUGUUCAUCGCCCUGCAUCUGCAGGAGGUCGGAGGGAAGGACUACAUGCUCAACAUGGGCCACACCGACAACUUCUUCAGGAGCAUCGAGUCCAGUGAGGAGAUGAAGGACUUUGACAGAGUGUGCGUCUACGUGGACAACCAGUUCCAGGCCGAAGACAGCUUCACGGCUUUGGGGAGCAUGUACUUCAUCAACAAGUCCCUGAAAAACAUCUAUCAGUAUGAUUUUAAUGUUAAGGAUUUUAAGGUGGUGUCGGGACAGAAGAAGCACAUGGGCUCUCUGGACGGGGUCGCCACUGUGGAGAAAGAAAAAUUCCCGAAGAAUUUCUGGCCCGACUUCAAGUGGUCCAGGAAGGGCUUCAUGAGGACCCGCUGGAUCAUACACAACCAAGGUCUGGACCUGGUUAACAUCCACCUGUUCCACGAUGCCUCCAACCUCAUUGCCUGCAACGCCAGUCCUUCCAUUUACUCCGCCAACCGCAAAAACGCCCUCCGAUACGUCAUCAACAGGAUAUCAGACAGCCGUUACACUCCUCUGCCUUUCCUCCUGUUUGGAGACUUCAACUUCCGUCUGGACACACUGAGUCUGGUCCAGCAUCUGUCCACUUCAGCAGACGUGCAGACGGUGAAGAAGGACAGCAGUGACGAAGUGAAGAAGAUCAUCUGCGAAGAAAAAGACCACGACCACCAGGUGCUGCUCCACAUCGAGGAGAAGCUGUUUGCGUACCUGCACCAGGCGGUUUUCAGAGAGGACAACGGCAGGGCGCUUUUGAAGUUUGACAAAGAAGUCGCAGCCUUUCACGAUGUCAUCAGGGAAGAGGAAAUCAGGUUUCCCCCCAGCUACCCCUACAGUGAAGACUACACUAAACCGGUCCAGUACAUGAACACUCGCUGUCCUGCCUGGUGUGACCGGAUCCUCAUGUCAUACAGCGCCCACGAAUUCAUCCACAGGGGAGAUGACGGAGAAAAGAAAGUCAUUUACAACACAGUGGGUCCUAAUGUCUGCAUGGGAGACCAUAAGCCCGUUUUCCUGUUCUUCUCCCUGAAGACAAAUGGCCACUGACUCAGAUCCUUCUCAAUGACACACACACACACACACACACACACACACACACACACACACACACAGGUAGUCCCCGCCAUGAAGACCUCGUCCACUCACUCUCAGAUCAUAAGUCCGACCGAGGAUCAACUCCUGAAGUGACGAUGGCUUAAAGACGGCAGUGUGCGACCGUGGACCGGCCCCCCUUCACAUGGACAUGUAUGCAAAACAUCCUUUACCUUUUUCCUCUGGUAGUAGUUGCUGUAUUUUUGUUUCUUCUUUUUUUUUUAUCUGCCUUUUUCUUACAGAGAGUUUCAGACAAACCCCGGCCGAGGCAUCACAAAUAAACUCAUCUGUCACUUAGGCACAAAAAAACAUGGGAAAAUAGGGUCAAAUAGGGUUUUAAAAAACAAAAAAACAGAGUCAUCAUUUAAAUCUCUUCAGUCAAUCCGGUUGUUCCAUUAUUAUGAGCCACUAAUAAUAAUGUAAACUAAAAACUAUGAGAUCAAGCAUUGGACCACUCCCACUGACUAUGUGUGUUUGCUUUUAUUUUGUAUUUUAUGCUGUUUUUAGUUCACUUAUUUAUAUUUUGACGUCACUGUAAGCAGGAUUUUAUACCACGAGGAAAACAGUUUAGGAAAGCUGCUAUCUCAGUUUCCUGUCGACAUGCUUGCUGAGAUAUAUAGUAUGUGUAAAACAUAAUAAUAAUAAUUAAGGAUUUCUUUCUGACUUUUUCUUGUAUAGACUUUCUAACAUGAUGACAUAUCACAAUUAACCCAGAAAACUAGACGCACCCUAGCAGCAGUUAAUGUAAUCUGCAGCCAAGGUCUGUUUAGCAACUCUCCAUUGGAAAAAACAGAUUCUGGUCUGGCCAAUCACAUCGUGUAUAGAGUCGGUGGGCGGGGCUUAACAAAAAGACCGCAGAGUUGCGACGGUACAGCGUAAUGAAUUCCCUGCUACUUGGAAACAAGAUGGCUGCUUCUGCUGGAGAACAGCGGCCUGUCCAAUCAGCGUUGGCCGCGACUCUGGAAGACUCGGAGUUAAUUUCUGAAGUCAUUCUUAAAAAAGGAAGUUUGGAGUUUUGAUGAACGGAUACGGCAAAAGUUGAAUCUGUCAGACAGCGCUGCUCUGGUUGGUUGUAGCUCUAUCCUAUUGCGUGCAGAGGGAAUUUGAUAGACAUGCGUUGGUCCCGCCCCUCGGAUUGAGCCCAGCCAAUGGGGAGUUCCUAGACCUGACAUCUUGUUGUGGGUCUGGCUCGUCAGGCUGAAUCAGAAUCACUUCCAGACUUGAUUUUGAUGAAUGAAUGAAUGAAAUAGGACACUAGAUGGUGGAUUAAAGGCCAACAACCUUUUAAAAGCAACGCAUAGCAAAGUGUCUCACCCUGUUGAAUUUAAAGUAAGAUUCUUCCGCUGUUUCCUUUUUUAACUCUAUGUCAAUACCAAGUGCUUUAUUCCACGAGUUAAAAUCACAGACUGUAAAGAUAAGAGACGUAGCAGCAGUGAUUUCACCAGUUGGUUUGGGGACUGCCGUUUUGAAGCCUCGAGUUUGGCAAUUUGCUCGUCGCAAUGUUGUUGUUUUUGUUGUAAACCGAACGCAGUGAUUGUUGACAAGAGGGUGGAGCUGAGGAGGAAGACACGUUCAAGCCAGUGUUGUUUACUGUUAAGCAAAACGCUAGAGAUGGAAAGUUGAAGCGAGUCAUCCAGCGGAGAUUUACCGUCAAGUAAACACAGAUCUCCAGGUACCGCUGCCGUGCAUCUGCAUCUGCAAGUUACCAGCUAACGCUAGUGGUAGCUAUCAGGGUUGGUUGGCAGAACGCUGAACAAUACAUUUUUAGCCAACCAAAAUGUUCCAGUUAACUCUGAAGAAGUGAAAACGCACACUGAGACGGUCAAAUAAAAACACUCAAACACAACCUUAGAUCUGUUCACGGCUUUAAAUUCACUUUUUUAAUCACCAGCCAACAUGGCUUGUAGCCAAUCAGAUUUUCCAUAGAUUAUGAGCGCCGCUGAAUACAUUUAAGUUUCCGUGUUUCUUUAGGAAUAUGUGUUUGGGUUGAUGGCUAAAGAUAAAAAUAUAAAAAUGUACUUUUCUCUUGAAAAUAUCUCCAGGUUUUGUAUUCCUUUCUAACUUAACUUCUUCAUUUCAUCUCCUCUGGUUUGUUUCGUGCCGUUCCGUUUGUUACCAUGCCAAACACACACCAAACCGCCCAAAUAUCUUGCCGGAAAACGGACCAAUCUGGAAACGCUGACUUGUCGGAUUGUUUCAGCAGCCGGCCGAUUCAAACAGACGCUUGGGUUGGCGGUGGUUAAUUUAAAGCCCUGGGUCAAUUUUAAUGUCUGCGGUGUUAGCAUGGUUAGCAUCGCUAAGCCUCUGUCCUGACUGACAGGUCCUAAAGCAUCCCCUACUUUAUUGUCUAUUUUAAAAUAAACGGGACCAUCAUUUACUAAAUGAACGUCAUGCUGUGUUGAAGAAGACUUGAAACUAGCGAUUGAG